Messenger RNA from Exaiptasia diaphana, 993 nucleotides. RefSeq names its product beta-1,4-N-acetylgalactosaminyltransferase 3-like. The coding region runs from base 1 to 993 and encodes 330 amino acids. Lineage: Eukaryota; Metazoa; Cnidaria; Anthozoa; Actiniaria; Aiptasiidae. The record is from RefSeq and is a predicted model, not a curated record. The transcript has 2 exons.
AUGCGUUUUCUUCUGCGACGUUUCAUCAGAAUAGUUKUACCCUUUUCUYUUGUUAUUGCAGUUUACUUUAUCUGGACAAGUGYUGUCUAUUAUGACAARAACACAGAGGCUGGAGAGAUUAAUUCUAAUGUUAGCCCUAAUUAYAAUGGACUUGCUGUCCAACUAUGGUUUGAUCUGUGUAUUGUCGGAUUGCAGUCACUUUGYAWUCAUCCUCUCUUCCCUAAAGCUCCGAUGAAGGAAUUCACUAUCGAUCGACUGCAAGUACGCCGUAACCAUACAAGCUUUGCACAACGAAUCUUUGGCUACMUACAUCCACCRGUUACUGGAGAAUAUACUUUUUAUGUCACAUCUGAUGAUAGCUCUGAAGUUUGGAUCAGUAGGGACAUGGUUAAAAAGAAUUCAAGAAAGAUCUGCUCUGUUGGGGAACGGGAUGGUAGCUUAUCAUAUACCUUGCCAACUGAGUUUGAUAAAUUCCCUUCUCAGAAAUCAAACCCUAUACAUUUAAUAAAAGGUCAGCAGUAUUACUUUGAAAUAAUCCAUAUGCAAGUACGCGAUGAUGAUCAUCUGGAGGUAGCCUGGGUACRACCGGGCGAAAAAAACCUGUCAAUCAUUGACCAUCACGUGUCAUCAAUAGCUAAUGAGCCUACAAACGAAAGUCCCKUAUGUUUGACUUCACCUCAUCACCACAACAUAAGAUCAAUAUCCGAGGUAGAACAAUCAAGAUAUAUCGACCAUGCUGCAGUGAGUCAGGCCUUGCCGUAUUGUAAAUACAAGCCUUCAUAUCGGAAGCCAGUCACUCCUUUGAUGAGUAAUAAUCAACCUCUUUGGCGUUUUAAAACCACGCAAUUUGUCCCAAUAUACGUGUUUCCAUAUAUGGUAACACAAGGAAUAGAUAAUUUACUAACUUAUGACAGUUAUCAUUUGGAACCGAACGACGCAAAACGARUUACGAAGAUGUACAUGGAACAACUUAGCAAUCGAUACAAGGGGUAA